Messenger RNA from Spinacia oleracea (spinach), 1903 nucleotides. RefSeq names its product alcohol-forming fatty acyl-CoA reductase. Gene Ontology annotation, molecular function: alcohol-forming very long-chain fatty acyl-CoA reductase (NADP+) activity. The record is from RefSeq and is a predicted model, not a curated record. Bases 271 to 1695 code for a protein of 474 amino acids. The transcript has 10 exons. Gene Ontology annotation, cellular component: intracellular membrane-bounded organelle. Lineage: Eukaryota; Viridiplantae; Streptophyta; Magnoliopsida; Caryophyllales; Amaranthaceae. Gene Ontology annotation, biological process: suberin biosynthetic process; long-chain fatty-acyl-CoA metabolic process.
UCAAACGGGUUGGUCAGUCAGUUUGGUUAAUAAUGCAUCGAACUAGGUUUCAAAGUGCAUUUUCUCUAAUGAUCGACCUCUAAUUGGGAAGUGCAUUAAUUUUCUAUAAUGAUCGACCUCUAGUUAAUUGUGAAAUGCAUUAAUUUUCUCUAAUCAUCGGCCUCUAAUUAAUUGUAAAACAUAUUAGGUGCAUCCGAGUGCACGGUGCACCCUAUUAUAUUUUACCUUUAUGCCCUUACUCAUGAGGAGAAAAUGUAAAAGGGAUCACUCAUGGGCAUAAAAUACUCUUGGAUACAGGUAUUUGCAGAGAAGGUGCUAAGGUCUCAACCAGAUGUGAAGAAGGUCUAUCUUCUCCUAAGAGCUCCUGAUGACUACUCAGCUUUACAAAGGUUGCAAAAUGAGGUGAUUGGAAAAGAUUUGUUCAAAAUCCUGAAGCAAAAGAUGGGAGCAAAGUUCAACACCUUCAUACAAGAAAAAGUGAGUGUGGUGCCAGGUGAUAUUACUUGUCAAGACUUGGCAAUUAAAGACUCCAAACUAAAGGAAGAAUUAUGGAGAGAAGUUGAUGUUAUUGUUAACCUUGCUGCAACCACCAACUUUGAUGAAAGGUAUGAUGUUUCAUUGACUGUCAACACAUUUGGUGCUAAGUAUGUACUGGAGUUUGCUAAGAAAUGCGCUCGUUUGGAGGUGUUCGUACAAGUAUCAACUGCUUAUGUGUCUGGUGAAACGGCUGGAUUUAUAAAGGAGCGUCUUUAUUUCAUGGGUGAGACACUCAACGGCAGGAAAGGUUUGGACGUUAAAGUGGAGAAGAAACUUGUUGAAGAGAAAUUAGAUGAGCUACAAGUUAUGGGUGCUACAACUGAAACUAUCAAGAUAUCGAUGAGGGACAUGGGCCUUGAGAGGGCAAGGCACUGGGGAUGGCCAAAUGUUUAUGUGUUUACAAAGGCAUUAGGAGAGAUGGUGCUACUUCACGAAAAAGGAGAUGUUCCUCUUGUUAUUAUUCGUCCAACCAUGGUUACCAGCACUUUAAAAGAACCCUUCCCCGGUUGGGUCGAAGGUAUUAGGACUAUUGACAGUUUAGUAGUUGCUUAUGGCAAAGGGAGGUUGCCAUGCUUCUUGGGUGACCCUGGGUCGAUUGCUGAUAUGAUACCAGCUGAUAUGGUAGUCAAUUCGAUAAUAGUAGCAGCAAUGGUUCAUGCAAAUCAACCCGGAAAUCCAAGGAUAUACCAAAUUGGAUCAUCAGUUAAAAAUCCGGCAUCAUUAGCAUCACUGCACGAAAUGGCAUACGAGUAUUUCAAGAGGCAUCCAUGGAUUAACAAAGAUGGAAAACCAGUCAUAGUUGGCCAUGUUAGGGUCUUAGGCUCCAUGGAUAGCUUCAAGAGAUACAUUACUCUUCAUUACCUUCUACCCUUGAAGGUCCUGGAAAUAGCAAACAUCGCGCUAUGUCAGUACUUUAAAGGCACAUUAACGGAACAAACCAAGAAGAUCAACAAGGUGAUGCGGCUGAUAGAAAUUUACAGACCAUAUUUGUUCUUCAAGGGCAUAUACGAUGACAGCAACAGUGAGAAGUUAAGGAUGGCAGCAAAAGAAAGAGGAUUGGAAACAGAUAUAUUCUUCUUUGAUCCCAAAGCUCUUAACUGGGAAGACUACUUCAUCAACACUCAUCUUCCUGGUUUAGUAAAACAUGUCUUCAAGUGAAACCCAUUAACAGCAACAGCAGUAAUUAAGGAGAGGAAGAAGGUCGGUCCAAGUGUUUAAACAAAAGCAAUAUUUGAUUAAGACUCAUUUAUUACAUAAUUCGACAAGUUUUAUUUUUUUUAUCAAGUAAAAGACGGUAUGUUAUGUUUCAUUUUGAUUGUUCACAGUUUCCUCAUAAAUGUUAUGAUGCCAAUAUUAAUUAUUACUA